AUGAACCUCAACUUCACCUCGCACGCGGUCCACUCGGUGUCCUCCCAGAGGCCGACCUCCUUCUUCAUCGAGGACAUCCUGCUCCACAAGCCCAAGCCCCUUCGGGAGGUGGUCCCCGAGCACUUCCACAGCCCCCUGGCCUCCCGGGUGCCUCUCCUGGAUUAUGGGUACCCUCUGAUGCCAGCCCCUACCCUCCUGGCACCCCACCCGCACCACCCGCUCCACAAGCCGGAGCACCACCACCCUUAUUUCCUGACCGCCUCAGGGGUGCCGGUGCCUGCCCUCUUCCAGCCCCACCCGCACGCCGAGCUGCCGGGUAAGCACUGCCGCCGCCGCAAGGCCCGCACAGUCUUCUCCGACUCGCAGCUCUCGGGCCUGGAGAAGCGCUUCGAGAUCCAGCGCUACCUGUCCACGCCGGAGCGCGUCGAGCUGGCCACGGCGCUCAGCCUCUCCGAGACCCAGGUGAAGACGUGGUUCCAGAACAGGCGGAUGAAGCACAAAAAGCAGCUGCGGAAGAGCCAGGACGACCCCAAAGCGCCGGGCGGGGAGGAGGGCGGCGAGCAGGGAGGCAGCGAGCCGGAGCCCGAGCCCUCGGACAAAGGCCGCGCCGCCCCCGCCGCCCCCGAGCCCCGCAAGGCAGGCCACCCGCCCGCCUUCCUCCUGGAGGAGGCCGAAGACGAGGUGGACAUCGUCGAGGGGGGAGAGCUGUGCGGCCCCCAGCACCUCCUGUAG
This is a messenger RNA of Euleptes europaea (tarantolino), 732 nucleotides long. It is a transcript of the gene BSX, whose product is annotated as brain specific homeobox. Bases 1 to 732 code for a protein of 243 amino acids. The record is from RefSeq and is a predicted model, not a curated record. The transcript is spliced from 3 exons. NCBI's taxonomy places the organism in Eukaryota, Metazoa, Chordata, Lepidosauria, Squamata, Sphaerodactylidae. Gene Ontology annotation, molecular function: DNA-binding transcription factor activity, RNA polymerase II-specific; DNA binding. Gene Ontology annotation, biological process: regulation of DNA-templated transcription.